AUGAAUGACGGCGUAGAAAAGAAAAAUGUCGAAGAUACUGAUGAUAAGGUGAUUGACAAUAUUCCUGAAUCUAAAUUGAAUAUGCGAACCACCGCGUUAGUAGAAAUGAAAGAACUUGAUGAUCAUUUCCUCAAAAGUGAAGAUGGAACCAUUACUGGUAAGACACAUGAUAUUACAGAAAUGACAACCGAGGAUAAGAUUGUUUCAUAUACAUUAAAACCAGAUUUAAAUGAGGAGGAACACACAGUUGAAGUACACAGUGAAGAAGCUGAUAAGUCUGAAAUUGGAUAUUUAGAAAAUGAUAAAGUUGAAGGUAGCGUUGAUAAGAAAAAUAAGAUUACUUUAGAAAAGAAUUUUACGAUUGACACGGCUUCAGAAGACAUAAUUAAAGAUGAAUUCAUGCAAACCAUUGUAAGUACAGCAGAUCCAGCUGUUCAACACAUGGGUGAUGUAAUACAAGACGACCUGGAUAACGAGAAAUCCGAAGGCACUGCUAAUGGCGUUAUGGUAUUCAAUUCAGAGUUUGACAUUGAUAAGCACAUUUUAACAGCAGAGCAAGUUGAAGACGAAAAUGAUCUAACCAUAAAAAGUGAAACAACAACCGUAAGUAGUCAGGUAAAUGAUGUUAAUAAAAUGACCGAAAAUAGGAAACCGCCAUGUGAAUCUGAAACAGAUGCAAACGAGCACAACAACCAAGAUCGAAUAAUCUCAAGCCCUGAGAAUAAUGAAUAUGAAGACAAAGAUUUAGGAAAUAUGAAAGUCGAAGGCGUUAAUGAGAACAAAGAAAGGAUUUCAGAAAUUGAUCAUCAAUUGAACAUGAUAAUAACUGAACAACUUAAAGAAGAAAAGAUCGAUCAAACUGAUGAUACGGAAGCACAACAGUUCAAUGAAAACGUGGACAUUUCAAAAGACGAUGGUACCAGUGAUAAAAUAAGUGAUGGACUAUACACGUCAGAGAGUGAAAUGCAAAUGACAUCAGUGGGAGAAAAAGUUGAACAUGAAAUAACUACAAAGGGUGAUGUAGAAGUCGCAACUUGUCCGACUAAUUAUGUUCUUAUGAUGACAGUUGAGAAACAGGCCAACGAAUCUGAAACAGAUGCGCAUAAGCAGAACGAUAAACACGAAUAUAUAACUGAGAGAGAAGCGGGUGAGACUAAAAUUGACGAACGAGAGGCAAAAACUAUCGAAGGCGUCGAUGCUAUACAAAACGUUAUUUUUUCUGAUACUGAACGCCUGAAUCAGACUCAUAACGACUCCCAAGCUACAGAAGAUCAAAAACUGAUUGAUGAAUUUGAAAUAAUGGCAUAUGAGCACGACAGCGACAGUGGAAGUAUCUCUAAUUUAUUGGCUCAAGGCACCGAAAUUAAGCAAUUAGAAAAUACAAAUGAUGAAUAUACCCAUGAUCAGGACAGAAUUUUAGAGGAAGAAAGUCAAAAGGUCGACAUGUUAACAGAUAAACUUGAAGAAGACAUGCAGCAAACCCCUGAUACUGAAUCAGAACUCAAUACAAUACCUAAGAUUGAAGAAAUGAAUGACGGCAUGGAGAAGAAGAAUGUCGAAGAUACUGAUGAGAAGGUGAUUGACAAUAUUCCUGAAUAUAAAUCGGAUAUGCAAACCACCACGUUAGUAGAAAUCAAAGAACAUGAUGAUCAUUUCCUCAAAAGUGAAGAAUGGACCCUUACUGGUAAAACACAUGAUAUUACAGAAAUGACAACCGAGGAUAAGAUUGUUUCAAAUACAUUAAAACCAGAUUUAAAUGAGGAGGAACACACAGUUGAAGUACUCAGUGAAGAAGCUGAUAAGUCUGAAAUUGGAUAUUUAGAAAAUGAUAAAGUUGAAGGUAGCGUUGAUAAGAAAAAUGAGAUUACUUUAGAAAAGGAUUUUACGAUUGACACGGCUUCAGAUGACAAAAUUAAAAAUGAAUUCAUGCAAACCAUUGUUCCUACGGCAGAUCCAGCUGUUCAACACAUGGGUGAUGUAAUACAAGACGACCUGGAUAAGGAGAAAUCCGAAGGCACUGCUAAUGACGUUAUGGUAUUCAAUUCAGAGUUCGAAAUUGAUAAGCACAUUUCAACAGCAGAGCAAGUUGAAGACGAAAAAGAUCUAACCAUAAAAAGUGAAACAACAACCGUAAGUAGUCAGAUAAAUGAUGUUAAUGAAAUUACCAAAAAUAAGAAACCGCCAUGUGAAUCUGAAACAGAUGCAAACGAGCACAACAACCAAGAUCGAAUAAUCACAAAUUCAGAGAAUAAUGAAUAUGAAGACAAAGAUUUAGGAAAUAUGAAAGUCGAAGGCGGUAAUGAGAACAAUGAAAGGAUUUCAGAAAUUGAUCAUCAAUUGAACAUGAUAAUAACUGAACAACUUAAAGAAGAAAAGAUCGAUCAAACUGCUGAUACGGAAGCACAACUGUUCAAUGAAAACGUGGACAUUACAAAAGACGAUGGUACCAGUGAUAAAAUAAGUGAUGGACUAUACGCGUCAGAGAGUGAAAUGCAAAUGACAUCAGUGGGAGAAAAAGUUGAACAUGAAAUAACUACAAAGGGUGAUGUAGAAGUCGCAACUUGUCCGACAAAUGAUGUUCUUAUGGUGACAGUUGAGAAACAGGCCAACGAAUCUGAAACAGAUGCGCAUAAGCAGAACGAUAAACACGAAUAUAUAACUGAGAGAGAAGCGGGUGAGACUAAAAUUGACGAACGAGAGGCAAAAACUAUCGAAGGCGUCGAAAACGUUAUUUUUUCUGAUACUGAACGCCUCAAUCAGACACAUAACGAUUCCCAAGCUACAGAAGAUAAAAAACUGUUUGAUAAAUGUGAAAUAAUGGCAUAUGAGCACCACAGCGACAGUGGAAGUAUCUCUUAUUCAUUGGCUGAAGGCACCGAAAUUAAGCAGUUAGAAAAUACAAAUGAUGAAUAUACCCAUGACCAGGACAGAAUUUUAGAGGAAGAAAGUCAAAAGGUCGACAUGUUAACAGAUAAACUUGAAGAAGACAUGCAGCAAACCCCUGACACUGAAUCCGAACUCAAUACAAUACCUAAGAUUGAAGAAAUGAAUGACGGCGUGGAGAAGGAGAACGUCGAAGAUACUGAUGAGAAGGUGAUUCACAAUAUUCCUGAAUCUAAAUCGAAUAUGCAAACCACCACGUUAGUAGAAAUCCAAGAACAAGAUGAUCAUUUCCUCAAAAGUGAAGAAUGGACCCUUACUGGUAAAACACAUGAUAUUAAAGAAAUGACAACCGAGGAUGAGAUUGUUUCAUAUACAUUAAAACCAGAUUUAAAUGAGGAGGAACACACAGUUAAAGUACUCAGUGAAGAAGCUGAUAAGUCUGAAAUUGGAUAUUUAGAAAAUGAUAAAGUUGAAGGUAGCGUUGACAAGAAAAAUGAGAUUACUUUAGAAAAGGAUUUUACGAUUGACACGGCUUUCGAGGACAAAAUUAAAGAUGAAUUCAUGCAAACCACUGUUCCUACGGCAGAUCCAGCUGUUCAACACAUGGGUGAUGAAAUACAAGACGACGUGGAAUACGAGAAAGCCGAAGGCACUGCCAAUGACGUUAUUGUAUUCAAUCCAGAGUUCGAAAUUGAUAAGCACAUUUUAACAGCAGAGCAAGUUGAAGACGAAAAUGAUCUAACCAUAAAAAGAGAAACAACAACCGUACGUAGGCAGGUAAAUGAUGUUAAUGAAAUGACCCAAAAUAGGAAACCGCCAUGUGAAUCUGAAACAGGUGCAAACGAGCACAACAACCAAGAUCGAAUAAUCUCAAGCCCAGAGAUUAAUCAAUAUGAAAACAAAGAUUUAGGAAAUAUGAAAGUCGAAGGCGUUAAUGAAAACAAUGAAAGGAUUUCAGAAAUUGACCAUCAAUUGAACAAGGCAUUAACUGAACAACUUAAAGAAGAAAAGACCGAGAAAACUGCUAUUACGGAACUACAACAGGUCAAUGAAAACGUGGAUAUUGCAAAGGAUAGUGGCAGCAAUGAUAAUAUAAGUGACAGACAAUACGCGUCAGAGAGUGAAAAGCAAAUGACGUCAGUGGGAGAAAAAUUUGAACAUGAACUAACUACAACGGGUGAAACCGAAACCGCAACUUGUCCGACUCAUGACGUUCUUAUGGUGACAGUUGAGGAACAGUGCAACGAAUCUGAAACAGAUGCGCAUAAGCAUAACGAUAAACACGAAUAUAUAACUGAUGGAAAAGCGCACGAGACUAGAAUUGAAGAACGAGAGACACGAAAUAUCGAAGGACUCGAUGCUGUAAACAACGUCUGUUUUUAUGAUACUGAAUGCUUCAAUCUGACACAUAACGAUCCUAAAACUCAAGAAAAUACGAAAGUGAUAGAUGACUCUAAAAUAGGGGCAUAUGAGCACGACAGCAACAGUGAUAGUAGCCCUAAUACAUUGACUCAAGAAAUCGAAUUUAACCAAUUAGAGAAUGCAAAAUAUGAGUAUAUCGAUGAUCAGGACAGAAUAUUAGAGCAACAACGCUUAAAGAACACAUUGUUAACAGAACAAAUUGAAGACAAUAUGCAGCAAACUACUGAUACUGAAUCGGAACUCGAUACUAGACGGAUGAAUCAUGAAAUAAAUGACGACGUGGACAAGCGUAAAGGACUAAAUGUCGAAGGACUAUUUGCUAUACAAAACGUCAGUUUGUCUGAUACUGAACGCCUCAGUAAGACACAUAAUGAUAAUAAAACUAAAGAAGAUGCAACACUGGUAGAUGAAUGUGAAAAAGUGGCAAAUGAGUCCGACAGCAAAAGGGGAAGUGUCUCUAAUACAUUGACUAAUGAAACAGACGUGCAUCAAUCAGAAAAUACGAAAUAUGAAUAUACCGAUGUCCAUGACAGAAUUUUAGAGCAAAGCACAGAACAGAGCACAUUGUUAACACGAACAAUUGAAAAGGACAGGCAGCAAACCUCUGAUACUGAAUCAGAACUUGUAGACAGACAUGUGAAUGAAGUAAUAAAGGACGGCAUCGGAAAUGAAAACGACGAAGAUACCGCUGAGUCGGAAAUUAUCAAAAGAGAUGAUGAUAAAUGCAACAAAAUUGAAGAAGAAACAGUUGCUAAUCAGACAAAUAAAGUUGAAACAGAUUUAAAUGAGCAAGACAGCAAAAGUGAAUUAAUUUCCAGUCAAGAUGCUAUUAAAUCUGUACCUGGUGAUUUUGAAAAUAGGAAACUGGCAGUGAACGUUGAUAAAGAAAAUAAGCGUUUUUCGGGAAGAGAUUAUCAGUUGGACAUGGUGUUAACUGAAAAACAUACGGAGGAGCCGAUAGUGCAAACCACUGAUACGGAAGCAGAACAAGUUCCUAUACUUAAGACUGUGGAAAUUAAUGAACACGUGGAAACUAAUACACAAGAAGGCAGUAAAAGAAAUGUUAUUGAUAGCAUAUCUGAGUAUGAGCGAGAAUUUGAAAUGACAUCAUUUGGAGAUGAAAACGUUGAAAAUGCAGUAAUUCCGUCUAAGGACGUUCUUACAGUCCGUAAGAAACCAGUAUAUAUACAUGAACAUGAUGCAAAUGAGCAAGACAAACGCAAAAAUGUUACUGAGGAUGAGGUAGAGAAAAUUGAAAUUGGAGGAAGGGAAAAACUUAAGAUCGAAGAAACCGAUGCUUUAGAAAAUGAAAGUUUUUCUUAUAAUGCAAUAGACAGAAUAUCUGAGUCUGAGCCUAACAUGCAAAUGUCGCCAAAAGGUGUGGAAGUUGAACAUGAACUUUUCACAAUCGGUGAGGUAGAAACCAAAAUAAAUGCGACUAACGACACUCUAAAAUUGCUAGAAGGGGAGAGACCGCCAUAUCUUUAUAAAAUUGAUGCACAUGAAGGCAUUACAAACGGAAACAUUACUGAGGAGGAGGCAAAAGAAACUAAAAUUGGAGGAAUAGCCAAAUUACACGCCGAAGGAACAAUUUCUAAAGAAAAUGACAGUCCUUCUGAUACUGAACGUGUCAGUGUAAAAAAUGACAUCCCUGAUAUGAAAGAAGAUGGGAAACUGUUACAUGAAACUGCAACAGGUGCAAUUAAAGAUGAGAACCAGCAAUCCAAUAAAACAGAAGACGACGCAAUGGUUAAACGGGUGAAUGCAGUAAUGAAUGACGAUAUGGAACAUGAAAAAGACAAAGGGGCUGAUGACCACGUAAUUGGAAGCGUAAAGUUGAUAUAUGAGUUCAAUAGUUACAAGCAAACUAAAUUAGUAGAAGUACAAGAUGAAAAUUAUCAAUCCGCCAAAAGUGAUGAAAAGGCCGUAAAAACCCAGACAAAUGGUGUCACUGAAAUGCCUAAAUAUGAGCCAUACGUCCUCAGGGAACCCCUCUCCAAAGAUGAGAAUAGAAAUGAAAGCAUGUCUGAAAAAGAAGCUAAGAUGGAGACAACCGGGAGUGAAAAUGCAUGUAAUGAACAAGAGAAAGUGACAGAUGUUGUCGAAGAGAAUGAAGACAAUGUGAAUUGCGAUGAUGAAACUCUUGAAAUCAUAGCCGAGCGUAUCGUACAAGCUGUAUUUAAACAAAUAUGUGAAGAUGACAGAUAUACUGAAUGGGAACACGUAUUAAGUGUAGCUGAAUCUGAAAUUGGCAUCAAUAAACAAGACAUCAAUAGCAAAAAGAUCGACACUGAAGUCAUCAAAAGGAAUGAAAAAGUUGAUGAAAAAUUCGAAAAUAUGAUAAACACUGAAACUGAUGAUGAAUUAGAAAACGAGAUAUCCGUAGACACACGUGAAAAAGGAAAUGACAUCCUAGAAGACAAAGAGCAAGGUCUAUUGGACAAGGUGGCAUUAGAAGAAGGUACAAACCAGAGGGACUAUGUUAAACCCAAAGAUUAUAUUGAGAAAGAAAAUGAAAAUCGACCAGACAUGGAAACCGUCUCAGAGGAGGUAAGGAAUCAAGAAAGCACCCAUCACCAGGAAAAGGAAACGCAGUCCGUUAUUAAACAUACCGAUUUUAUUCCCAAGGUAAUGGAAGAUGAAAAGUUGAAAACUGAAAAUGAAGAUAAAGUUGAGAUAACAAUAAGUUUAACUGGGUCUACAACAAAAGUAAGUGAAAAGGUAGAUUUAAGACAUGAAAAUAAAUCAAACUUAGAAAACCUCGAAAAGUCAGAUGACUCCGUUAUGUUAUCAACUCUUUCUGAUAUCACAUCAAAAGAACUUUAUUCUUACGAAGAAACGGCGAAUUCAUCACAAGCUGGAGACCUAAACGAUGAUUUUACUGAAAACACAUAUUCAGACACAUUUGAGUCCGUUUCUGAACAUCAUUCUACGAAUGGAACAUCAAAUAUGCUCGAAACCCAUCAGUCAAAUGAAAGUGUUACCUUUGGUUCCUCUUUGACAAUACCUGGGAUGAUGCUGCAAGGCGUACGAAGGUCGUCACUGUCUGAUUUGGAAGACUUACCAAUGGAAUAGGCGAUUGUAAUAAAUGACUCAUAUUUUAGAUAUAUUACUAUGAUCAUUUUUAUUAACCAUUAAACAAUCACCAUAGUAGAAAUGCUAUUGAAAAUCAUUCGCAAAAUAACUAGUAGAUAUGUAAUAUUAUUCAAGUAUAUCAUGUAUAUUGGCAUGUUCUUAUUUAUCGUUUCUAAUUGCUUGCGUUAUCCAUGUAUGUUUUAAGCACUUAAAUAGAAUGUUGCUUCCAAUACAAGCUCCUCUUUUGACAAUGUCUUUUAUAGACUAGCUGACAGUUAUACAAUUUUUGUAAGCACUUUCCAUUGUAUGCAUUUAAAAAAUAAUUAGUUUGCUUUUAUAAUUUUCAUUUAGGCAUUUUGUGUUUUUAUUUCUAAUAUGCAGGCCUUUUAAUCCCUGUGUGUGUGACUGUUGUAUAACUUAAUUGUUUAAUUUUGGUGGUUUGUGUAUUCAAAUAUGUAUGCAUUGUAAUGCAAUUUUACAUGUGAUUAGUAUUCUGUUAAGAAUAUUUAUAAUUGAUAAUUCAUCAACCAAUAGAAAUGUGUGAAUCAGUGAACAGUAGACCAAUUAUAGUUAUAUAUUUUUGUUAAGUAUAUUUAUAAUUGAUAAUUCAUCAACCAGUAGAAAUGUGUGAAUCAGUGAACAGUAGACCAAUUAUAGUUAUAUAUUUUUGUUAAGUAUAUUUAUAAUUGAUAAUUCAUCAACCAGUAGAAAUGUGUGAAUCAGUGAACAGUAGACCAAUUAUAGUUAUAUAUUUUUGUUAAGUAUAUUUAUAAUUGAUAAUUCAUCAACCAGUAGAAAUGUGUGAAUCAGUGAACAGUAGACCA
Dreissena polymorpha is the source of this 8204-nucleotide messenger RNA. RefSeq lists its product as uncharacterized. The transcript has a single exon. Lineage: Eukaryota; Metazoa; Mollusca; Bivalvia; Myida; Dreissenidae. The coding region runs from base 1 to 7380 and encodes 2459 amino acids. The record is from RefSeq and is a predicted model, not a curated record.